AAAAUUCCCUCCUCUGGCGUGCAAAAAAACAUACUCCACAACUGAGAGAGAGAGAGAGAGCGAGUUGAAUUAUUAGGUGAGUUUUGCAGAGUUCUGUUUUCUUUUCGGUUAAUCAUUUAAAUACUAAUCAAUUUAACACAUUAUGCCAUUAGUAUGGAUAGUAAAACGUGCCCGUUAGGUGAGGAUUAAAGGAAGCAAUGGAAGCAAAACUAGAAACACUUGGGGGCUCCCUUCCUGUACCUUGUGUUCAAGAGCUGGCCAAAGAAUCACUGACCACAGUCCCAGCCCGGUAUAUUCGACCCGAUCAAGACCCUCCAAUAACAUCAUAUCCGACUUCAAUUCCCGAUCCCCCAAUAAUCGACAUGGAGAAAUUGCUUUCUGGAGAUCAUAUGGAGUUGAAGAAGCUGGACACUGCGUGCAAAGAGUGGGGAUUCUUCCAGUUGAUAGACCAUGGAGUGAGCUCUACAUUACUGGAGAAAGUGAAAUUGGAAAUCAAAGAGUUCUUUAACCUCCCAAUGGAAGAGAAGAAGAAAUUCUGGCAGGAUUCAGGAGAUGUAGAAGGCUUUGGGCAGGCCUUCGUUUUGUCUGAGGAGCAGAAGCUUGAUUGGGGAGACAUGUUUUACUUGGUUACCCUUCCAACCCAUUUGAGAAAACCCCACCUUUUUCCCAAGCUCCCACUGCCCUUCAGAUUCGCCUUGGACAAUUAUGCUAAUGAAUUGAAACAUCUCGCCGUGAAAAUUCUUGAUUUCAUUUCCAAAGCUCUAAAAAUGAAGGCAGAGGAAAUGAGAGACUUGUUUGAAGAAGGGACUCAAGGAAUGAGGAUGAAUUAUUAUCCUCCAUGCCCACAACCAGAGAAGGUCAACGGUCUCACUCCACACUCAGAUGGCUCCGGCCUCACCAUACUCCUCCAAAUCAAUGAAAUGGAAGGUCUACAGAUCAAGAAAGACGGGAUGUGGGUUCCCGUUAAACCCCUCCCUCAAACCUUUGUGGUCAACAUUGGGGACGCUCUAGAGAUUUUCACCAACGGAGCUUAUCGUAGCAUUGAGCAUCGAGCAGUAGUGAACUCUAGGAAGGAGAGGCUGUCAAUUGCAACAUUUUACAGCCCCAGAUUUGAUGGAGAAAUGGGCCCUGCGCCUAGUUUGAUUACCCCACAAACUCCUGCACUGUUUAGAAGAAUUGGGGUUACUGAGUAUUUCAAAGGCUAUUUGGCUCAAAAGCUUGAUGGGAAAUCAAAUCUAGAUGCCAUGAGGACUGAAAAUCCGAGCCAGAACAGCUGAAACAUCCAUUCCAGAAAUGUUUUAGAAAACGAAUCUGCGAAUCAUCUUUCUUAUGCUACAUAUCAAGUUUGUAAGGAGUUACGAGAAAUCCAACACCAACUCAUUAAGCACACUUUGAAUC
Molecule: messenger RNA, 1398 nt
Organism: Rhododendron vialii
Lineage: Eukaryota; Viridiplantae; Streptophyta; Magnoliopsida; Ericales; Ericaceae
Product: protein SRG1-like
Exons: 5
Coding region: 198-1277 (359 amino acids)
Source: RefSeq, a predicted model, not a curated record